AAAAAGAGAGAUAAGCAUAAUGACCACAAAUGCAGAUGAAGGUUUUGAAAACCCAGAUUUCGACGAAGAUGAAGGAGAAGAACAAUUUGUACCAACUUCAGCCGGUCGAAAACGUUUAUUUAGUAAAGAGUUACGUUGCAUGAUGUACGGUUUUGGUGAUGACAAAAAUCCUUAUACGGAAAGCGUUGAUCUGCUGGAAGAUUUAGUUAUCGAGUUUAUAACAGAAAUGACCCAUAAAGCUAUGGAAAUUGGGCGGACGGGUCGUGUUCAAGUAGAGGAUAUUAUAUUUUUAGUGCGCAAAGAUCCUAGGAAGUACGCCCGUGUUAAGGAUUUACUUACAAUGAAUGAGGAACUAAAAAAAGCGCGUAAGGCGUUCGACGAAAUUAAAUAUGUCGGCAAUGAAGCUAAAAUCAAAUGACACAAACCCAAGAAAAAAGUGGAAAUUAGCUAUUA
This is a messenger RNA of Glossina fuscipes, 453 nucleotides long. It is a transcript of the gene Taf13, whose product is annotated as transcription initiation factor TFIID subunit 13. The transcript has 3 exons. Gene Ontology annotation, biological process: transcription by RNA polymerase II. Gene Ontology annotation, cellular component: transcription factor TFIID complex. The record is from RefSeq and is a predicted model, not a curated record. Gene Ontology annotation, molecular function: protein heterodimerization activity. Lineage: Eukaryota; Metazoa; Arthropoda; Insecta; Diptera; Glossinidae. Bases 20 to 418 code for a protein of 132 amino acids.